Messenger RNA from Rhodamnia argentea, 712 nucleotides. Its product is annotated as protein CHLORORESPIRATORY REDUCTION 7, chloroplastic. The record is from RefSeq and is a predicted model, not a curated record. NCBI's taxonomy places the organism in Eukaryota, Viridiplantae, Streptophyta, Magnoliopsida, Myrtales, Myrtaceae. The transcript is spliced from 3 exons. Gene Ontology annotation, cellular component: chloroplast stroma. Bases 99 to 560 code for a protein of 153 amino acids.
ACAAGAAAGGCCCGGUUCAUAAACAUUAUCCAGCAAAGAACACCUCUGCCUCAAACACUAAGCUAUCGGUUUGCAGUUGAAGAUUACACACGACAUCAAUGGAACGAGCCUUACAGAUGCAGAUUCAACGCGCCGCGGCAUGGAACCUGAGCGGCGAAACUACUUCGAGGAGUAAAAUGAGGACCUCUUUUAUCGAAGCAAAUUCCGUAGGUGCCGUUCAGUUCUCCCAUCCCUCCGAACGCCUCAAACUGCACAAGACGAAGAACCAUCUGAAGAACAUAGAGAAGAUAUUUGCAAUCAGGCGGAGACGGGCCUAUCAGCGCACCGAGACUUACGUGCUACUGGAACCGGGACAAGAAGAGAGAUUCGUGUCCGAAGAAGAGCUAAAGGCCAAGCUCAAAGAUUGGCUGGAGAACUGGCCACGCAAAUCUCUCCCUCCUGACCUCGCUCAAUACGAAACUCUUGACGAUGCCGUCUCCUACCUUGUGAGCUCUGUCUGUGAGCUCGAAAUAGAUGGCGAUGUGGGCUCAAUCCAAUGGUACGAGGUCCGCCUAGAGUGACCGAAGCAAUGGCCAGAACAUAAAUUAGUGUGCUCCGCUGUAUUUCUCAGAUACACAAAGUACUUGUAUCGGUCUGCGGUGAAUUACUUUGAUACUUCAUCGAAUGGAAGAAGUCAAUCGGAGCGACAUUAAAUAAGAAGCCAUUUGCAUUG